Pocillopora meandrina is the source of this 2690-nucleotide messenger RNA. The record is from the annotation of a GenBank genome assembly. NCBI's taxonomy places the organism in Eukaryota, Metazoa, Cnidaria, Anthozoa, Scleractinia, Pocilloporidae.
AUGGGUAAAGUUAGUGAUGCCCAGGCUUCCUAUGUCUUGCGUUCUCCCAAGAUGGCGGCUGGGCCGGCAUUUCUGGCUACCUCUAAAUGGAUGAGGGCUGCUUUUGCGAUUGCAACCAAAUUACACUUGGGUAAUACAUCUCUUAACGGCAGCAGCUUUACUCGUUUUUCCACCAAGUCAGCUCUCCCUGUUCUUACUUUGUACACCAAGGUAAGAUUUCUCGGCUAGAGAGUGCUUCUUUCUUUUCGCCUACAGAGCAGGUUUUUUAAAACUUCUCCUCCAUGUAUGUUAGUGUCACUAGGAUUAUGGCAUUAACUUAGAUUUACAUCUAAUUCAUAAGUAUUCAUUUGGAUAAAAAUAAAAUGGUCUUAAUAUUAUCACAAACAGGUUAGGAGCUCCGGAGAGUAGGUAUUAGGCUGAACUUAUAAGAUACAAGAAGUGGUAGAGUUAAAAGCUGGAUGCGUGAGAGUCUUGCAAAAUCGUAAGCACCUUUUUAAUCAAUAAUUUCCGUGUUUUGAAAGAGAGGGAGAAAUUGAGAUGAGUGUGGAAGGCGUGGACAGUGUGAGGGAAGGUUCUGGCAAAUUUGAUUUUCUUAACCCUUCCCUUUUUCUCCACCCCUUCCCAAUGCUAAGGAUGAACCCAGGGGAGGAUUUGUUUCUCGACAAUUCUCAACUCUAUUGCCUCUGUACAGCAUGUCUGCCCACUUUGUGAUGAAGCCAAGGUUGCCUUAGAGAGCUACAGACACAGGGUUGGUAUUCACUCCUUCAGAUUUUUUUUCUUUUCAAAUUUAACAACGACUUAAAUCAACAUCAAUAGGCUAUAAGUAAGACUAGAUUACAAGAUCUUUAAAAAUAAGAAAAUUUAUCAGGCUAUGUAAAAGAAAGAAAAGUAUAGUUAGAUUGCCAAGCAAGAGGCAGGAGCCAGGCUGACAAACUUGUUGACACAUUAACAUUGAUAAUGCAAUACUCUAGAAGUGCACACCAAUUCUAUCCCUGAUACUGUUAUUUUCAAUCCCUCUCCCCCUGUAUAGUGGCUCUCCAUGUUUUCUGUGAUUUUAGAAAAUAAAUGGGUGAACUACACUUCAAUUUUACGCUUCCUUAAAUAUGAAGUUCUUACUAACUCAGUUUGAGGGCUGACUGGGUAAUAUUGGCCCAAGCUUGUGGAAAUGAAAAUGGUUUGUAUCGCAAAAUACUUACCAAGUAAGAACUAAUUAGAAAACUUGAAUUAACCUUAGGACUACCUUGCCAUAUAAUAAAGCUACAUUGAUUUAGAUGUACUGACAUCUAUAAUAAGUUUUGCCUGACAAAACCCACACAUUUACUUAAUAAUUUAUUUAAUACUAAUUAUUAUUACUUUACUUUGAAGAUGUUUGCUUAUAAAUAAUAUAUAUCUAAAUCCUCAGUUUCAGUUUGAAGAAGUGGACAUCAAAGCAAAAGGAAAUGAAGCAUGGUUUGAGAAAUACAGAUAUGAAAUUCCUGUGUUCCAUUUAAAUGGAUCAUUUCUCAUGAAGCACAGGGUGAAUGAAGAGGUAUUGGAGAGGGAAUUAAGUAAAUUUGAAGAACAACAAAGAGGCUAGAGAAAGAUGACCUUCAAAGAAUAAGAUAAUACCAUACUUCCCAGCAUCACAAUAUGAAAUCAUCUAAAACUGCUUUUCUAAGAUUGGCAAAGAGUACUCUCCAGAAGAGAAAGGAGUUACUUUUAAGGUAUAGAAAGUGAGGGUAAUGUGCGUGUCUUUCCCAAGAAAACAUUACAAUGACUUAUCCUGCUCAAAAUGAACUCUUUUUGAUCAAAUUCUUGUAGUAAAGUCAAAAUUGUAUGCAAUGUUCAACUGAAUAUUUAUGUCUUCUGAUCAGUCUUCAAAUAGUGAAAGAAAGUGGAAAGCUUUAUUACAAUAUUUUCUUUUCUUAUGGGACUGCAAAAACAUUAUAAUUUCUUUAAUAAGUGUUUUGCAUAAUAAGUUGCAAGGAAAAUCAAUAUUUGACAUUAAAUAAAACUAAUAUACUGUAUAACUAAUAAAUAAUUUAUAUACUACAAUUUUCUUGUUGUCACUUAUAUGUCUAACAACUCCUUGAUAAUUACUAAUACUUACAAAAUGGAUGAGCAUCACCUUAGGUGAAAAUAUCAUAUUUAUCCUUAAAAGUUAAAAAGUUUCUUUAAUUGAAGUUAAUAUAGAGUAGCUUGUAUGGUGACUAGCUUAUAAUUUCUCCCACAGUAGCACUCCUGAAUCAAAAACUGAGGUCAUGAGAAUAAAGGAUUUAAAAUAAUUCUCCUUGUCAACAUCUUAGGAAAUGUAUAGAGAACAGUAUGGAGAAUAUGCAUACUGAUGUUAGGGUGUAAAUUGCCACACUUAGUGACUCACACUGCCCUUUAAGUCAUCAGGAGCAAGACUAAAACUAAUGAAGACUCGAUUCAAAUUCAAGGAAUAUGAUACUAGCAAACUCCAGGUAGUAAGGAAAAGGAAAAUUGAUGCACCGUGCAUGGGACUGCAGUGUUUUGUAUUUAAAUCUACAAGUUUUUUUCCAAUUAAGCUAUUUCUGCACAUACAAUUUCUCAAGAAAGUUUGGUGCACAGAGAACCUAGAGGUUUGUUUGCAUUGGUUAAAUUUAGAAAUGGAACUUCCUCCAACAUAGCAGCAAUUAUCUUAAAACUUGUUGUCUGCAUCAUGAGAAUUUAAAAAAAAAGGAACUGAG